Mercurialis annua (annual mercury) is the source of this 2316-nucleotide messenger RNA. Its product is annotated as rust resistance kinase Lr10-like. Gene Ontology annotation, molecular function: protein kinase activity; polysaccharide binding; ATP binding. The transcript has 4 exons. The coding region runs from base 69 to 2087 and encodes 672 amino acids. Gene Ontology annotation, biological process: protein phosphorylation. The record is from RefSeq and is a predicted model, not a curated record. Lineage: Eukaryota; Viridiplantae; Streptophyta; Magnoliopsida; Malpighiales; Euphorbiaceae.
CUGUACAUCGGCUAGUGCAUGAUGGAGCAAAUCAUCCAUCUCCAAGAUUGUACGUUGCAAGGGCCUAGAUGGACGAACCAGAGAAGCAUUCCCAGUCCCAGCUGCUUCUAUUGUAUCCUCGUGGGCAGAUUGGCGUGAAGAAACUGAGACUGACACUGCCAGUAGCUUGCAUUUUUAGUAAAAAAAUCUCACACAUGUUUAAUCAAAUCCUCAUCUUUUUUCUGCUUCGCCUUCUAGCUUGCAGCUGUUCAAAAGAUGAUAUAUGCAUUCCUUCAGCAUGCGGUGACAUCCGCAACAUUUCUUACCCUUUUCGACUGCAAAGUGAUCCGAUCACUUGCGGUGAUUUUGAUUAUAACUUAUCCUGUGAAAACAAUUCGACUGCCAGCUUACACUUAGAGGGUCAUAAGAAAUAUUUGGUGAAGGCAAUCAACUACGAUAGUUUCACAAUCAGACUGGCGGAUGCUGGUGUUGAUCCCCGUGAUUGCGCAUCCAUGCCUCGCUCUGCUUUGCUUGAUCCAGACGGAACUUUUCCAUAUUCAUACUCUGUGUCGGGAAAACAACCUAAAUUAGUGCAGAUGAUAUAUUUCAUAAAGUGUCCAAAACCAGUGUUAUCCCCUCUGUACAAAGAUAUGGGAUCUUGCGAGGGAAAUGGUUCUUAUUCCUAUGUGAAUAUAGGCGGUAUGGAUGCGUCCGAUGUGAUGGACUCGUGCAGGAUUGAAAUGGUGAGCCUGCUCCCAGGUCAUAAGGAUUAUCAGAAGAUGAACAUGUCCUUCAUUCAAAUUCACAACGAUCUUGCAUAUGGUUUCGAGCUUUCUUGGUUCAGCAUCAACUGUAAAAAAUGCGAUUAUGGAUCAUGCUAUCUUGACAGCGCAAACCAUAUACAAUGCGAACACAAUAGAGAACCUCUUGUCCAAGUGCUGCACUUUAUAAUCACAAGUCUGCUCCAAAUAUUUCUCCCCGGCAUUGCAAUAAUUUUUGUCGUAAGAAGUAUCUGUGGGACUCCAUUUAUAGUUGCAUUUUUGGUGUACAAAUGGCGAAAAAGACAUUUAUCAGAAUAUGAUACUAUCGAAGAAUUUCUACAGAGUCACAACAACCUAAUGCCUGUAAGAUAUACUUACUUUGACAUUCGGAAAAUGAGCGGAAGAUUUAAGGAAAAAUUGGGCGAAGGAGGCUUUGGUGCUGUUUUCAAAGGAAAGCUUCGCAGCGGACGGUUUGCAGCCAUCAAGAUGUUGAAGAAGCCUGAAUCUGGAGGACAAGAUUUUAUGAGCGAAGUUGCUACUAUCGGCAGGAUACACCAUACUAAUAUCGUAACUUUAAUUGGAUUCUGUGUCGAGGGGUCAAAACGUGCUCUUGUGUACGAUUUCAUGUCUAAUGGAUCUCUUGAUAAAUUUAUAUUUGCUCCAGAAGGAUCGGUCUCUUUAAGCUCGGAAAUGCUGCAUAAGAUUGCUCUAGGAGUUGCUCGUGGCAUUGAAUAUCUGCAUCGAGGUUGUGACAUACAAAUCCUUCAUUUCGACAUCAAGCCACAUAAUAUACUUCUCGAUGAAAAUUUCAUUCCAAAGAUUUCUGAUUUCGGUCUAGCUAAAUUCUAUCCGACAAAGGGAACCAUUGAUUCUCUUACAGCAGCACGAGGAACUAUAGGUUACAUGGCGCCGGAGCUGUUCUACAAAAACAUCGGACGAGUCUCAUACAAAGCAGAUGUGUACAGUUUUGGGAUGUUGCUACUGGAAAUGGCAGGGAAACGGAAGAAGGUGAAUGCAUCCGCAGAAAAUUCAAGUCAAAUUUACUAUCCAUUCUGGGUUUAUGACCAACUUUCUAAAGGAAAGUUUGAAAUAAGCGAAUCAACAGAGGAGGAAAAUAUAGUAGUAAGGAAAAUGAUUCUAACAGGAUUAUGGUGUAUACAAAUGCAGCCGUCUGAUCGGCCUCCGAUGAACAAAGUUGUAGAAAUGCUUGAAGGAGAUUUAGAAAGUCUGCGAUUGCCACCUAGGCCUGUUCUGUAUCCAGAGGAGCCGAGGAUGAUGGUUGAAGGAGAAUCAUCAACCGAGUGUACUACAGAAUCAAGCAGCUUAAUUCAAAAUCCAGCCUUAUAAUGGUAGUACAGCCAUAUCAUUGCCACGAGCAAGUACAAACAUAAAGUAAUCGGACGUACUACAUUUGAAACCAAGAUGCUCGAGGAAAUGAAGUUGCUUAAACUUUUUCUAACAAGAGCUUGUGUACUGUCAUCACUGAUUGGGAAUCGACAAUACCAGCUCGACUCGACUAUACCUCUAUUGAUAAUGGUCUGUAAUAUUUAAAUUAAAUAACAUUUAAGUUCACAAA